AUGUUACGGCCGUUGGAGAGGUGUCAGCAGCAGUGGCAAGAGCUGGAAGAGGAGUUUCAGCAGCUCCAGCACUGUGUGUUUCUGCGCUGUGCUUUAAAUGGGCUGGGACCGAGCCCCAUCAUAGAGAAUCGUCAGCAGCAGUGGCAAGAGCUGGAAGAGGAGUUUCAGCAGCUCCAGGAAACUCAUAAGGUAUAUAGACAGAAACUUGAAGAACUCAAUAACUUGCAGGAUGCUUGCAGCAGCUCCAUUCGAAAACAAAAAAGGAAGUUAAAAGACCUGAAAUACAGCCUCCAACGGUGCAAAUACACAUCUAGUCCCGAAGAAUGUGAUCUCAUACAGCAAAUUAACAUCCAGAUCAAAGAAAGGCAAAAUGUUUUCUUUGACAUGGAAGCCUAUUUACCAAAGCGAAAUGGUUUAUACUUAAAUCUGGUGCUGGGAAAUGUGAAUGUAACUCUUCUGAGUAAUCAGGCAAAGUUUGCCUACAAAGAUGAAUAUGAAAAAUUCAAACUUUAUUUGACAAUAAUCUUGUUACUUGGUGCAGUAGCAUGCAGGUUUAUUCUUCAUUACAGGGUGACAGAUGAAGUGUUUAACUUCCUACUGGUGUGGUAUUACUGCACAUUAACAAUAAGGGAAAGCAUUCUCAUCAGCAAUGGAUCAAGGAUUAAGGGCUGGUGGGUAUCACAUCAUUAUGUCUCUACAUUUCUAUCUGGAGUAAUGUUAACAUGGCCAGAUGGACUCAUGUAUCAAAUGUUUCGCAAUCAAUUUUUAGCGUUUUCAAUUUUUCAGAGCUGUGUACAGUUCCUACAAUAUUAUUAUCAAAGUGGCUGCCUUUACAGACUCCGUGCAUUAGGGAAAAGAAACCACUUGGAUCUUACAGUAGAAGGAUUUCAGUCUUGGAUGUGGCGAGGGCUGACCUUCCUUCUUCCCUUCCUGUUCUUUGGGCAUUUUUGGCAGCUCUAUAAUGCAAUCACACUUUUUGGACUGUCUAGGCAUAAGGAAUGUAAAGAAUGGCAGGUUUUUGUACUGGCUCUCACAUUUCUGCUGCUCUUCCUUGGAAAUUUUCUUACUACUUUAAAAGUGGUGCACACUAAGCUACAGAAAAACAAAGAUGAAAUGAAGAAACUGUAAAACUGGAUUACUGUGGUGGACACUAAAAUGAGGGAUCUGUCAUCUUCUCACUCGUAGCAGAUAAUUUAUCAAACUGAACCUGGUAAACAGCAGCUAUAUUGCAAACAAACCCUGGAAGAAAUCCCUGUUCAUGUUAUGCUAAGAAUGUGAACUCUCCUGGCACAGACUGCUGUACAGUAUUAUGCAAGCACUGCUCUUCAGCAUGCAGCCCUAUUAUUUAAGUAUAUUUAAUACAAAACACAGUUGGUGUUUUUCCUUUGUAUAGACAGCAGUCAUAUGGCAUGCACCUGCCGGAACAAACACUAGUCUUGGGAGAAAGUGGUAUUUUAUUUGUUGUUGGGCUGGGUUUUUUUGGUCCAUCACUAUUUUAUUUCUGAAAUUCCUGGUACUACAUUAGUAAAACUCUAAAAAUUCUUUAGGUCAACUGGUAAUGAAGACCUAAUGUCUAUCUCUAAAACUGUUAAUUAAAAUACUAUAUUUUCAGUGGCCUAUGCUAACCUGUGUGUACUGUGAAACUUGCCCAUAUUUGUACCAUGCUGCUAUGCACACUUUUUAAAAACCUAUUUAAAGAACAAACUUUUUUAAGUUAAUGGUUUAACUGGUUAUGUUUUGUUAUUGGCUUUGUUUGCGGGAAGCCUGGUAAUACUCAGCUAGAGAUCAGAUAAUCUGGUCAGCCCUGAAAAACGCACAAAAUAAAUAGUACAACACAAA
Molecule: messenger RNA, 1839 nt
Organism: Pelodiscus sinensis (Chinese soft-shelled turtle)
Lineage: Eukaryota; Metazoa; Chordata; Testudines; Trionychidae
Source: RefSeq, a predicted model, not a curated record